This is a messenger RNA of Opisthorchis viverrini, 510 nucleotides long. RefSeq lists its product as hypothetical. The record is from RefSeq and is a predicted model, not a curated record. The transcript has a single exon. The coding region runs from base 1 to 510 and encodes 169 amino acids. NCBI's taxonomy places the organism in Eukaryota, Metazoa, Platyhelminthes, Trematoda, Opisthorchiida, Opisthorchiidae.
AUGACUAGCACCACAGAGGUCUGCAUUAUUUGUCUCGUUCAAUUAGUACUUUACUUUAUCUGCAUUAUCAUCGGUUACCUGCGGCUCUGGGCGUUUCGCAUUCAGCCUACUCCACAUUUUGAUCGACUGGAGGAUACCGGAGUGAUACGCUCAGACAAGCGUAUAAUUGUCAAUCCAGGAGCAUUGUCAGCCAUGCUUAUGUACGAUCCGGUAUUCGAACUAGAUCCGCCAACAUUUGAGGAGUACGCAGGCGUGAAAACAAUGAGAGCAUUAGCUGAGAAGGCCACUCGACGUCUUUUGCGCAAUAGCGUCACGGUGACCAACCUCCCCGUGAAUUUGGCAUUGCUCAGGCGGAGUUUGAUGAUGCUAGAUUCGAUAAGUGAACCAACCGAGAUGCCGGAAGAAAGACCUGUCAGUGGAACUGUCUCUCCUAUGGGUGCGGUUGAUGCACCAACAAGCCCAUAUCCUAAGCCUAAAACCACCAAACGGAGAUUCCUGAUUAAAAAAUAA